Aplosporella prunicola CBS 121167 is the source of this 2832-nucleotide messenger RNA. RefSeq lists its product as uncharacterized. Gene Ontology annotation, molecular function: DNA binding. Lineage: Eukaryota; Fungi; Ascomycota; Dothideomycetes; Botryosphaeriales; Aplosporellaceae. Bases 213 to 2690 code for a protein of 825 amino acids. The record is from RefSeq and is a predicted model, not a curated record. Gene Ontology annotation, biological process: regulation of DNA-templated transcription. The transcript is spliced from 2 exons.
GGGGAAGUCGGCACAGUUACCGGAGUGGCAGCAGGCCCGAUGACAUGUGGUCCGAGCGUCCGCGCCCUUCAGUCGACAUGUGGAGUCAGCAGAGGUCUGCCAGACGGCGCCGCCAGGCCUGGUAGGCGCGGCCGGGUCGAACUAAAACGGCCCUCUCUUCCUUCAGCAGUCCUGUUGCACGUCAAUCUUGAACUUGUCUUCCAAAGGGCGUGAUGGACGCCCAACAGCAAGACAUGGCUGACUAUUUCGACUUUCACGCGGCAGCCAUGCCCGAUGCCCCCCCUGCUAGACCUCAACCCGACCAUCUUGCCGCGCCUCGCUUUAUUGGCUCCUGUCUGCUACAUCCUCACGAUGACGGCUGCCUCUGCAAUGGAUCAACUGGUCCGUUAGAAGUCCCUGACCCUUUGGUUACCACGGCCGAAUGUUCUGCGGCUUAUGACAUGAACAAUGACUGGACCAUGAACUUCUCGAGUUAUAUUUCUCGAUACCAGAAGCCCGAGACGCCCUGCGAUUACUGCCGCCUGCGUCAGCUGGAAUGCUUCAAGACUUUCGAAGGCCAGACUGGAUGUUCGCCUUGCAAUGCCCUGUUCCGUACAUGUAGCUUCAGUAAGCCUGAACAGCUGCGUGGGCGGUCGAGGAAUGAGCUUGACACGUUACACUUAGUGCAGGAAGACACGGCCGAGGAGUUCGGUGGACUGACGGGCACUAAAACCCUUGCGGGCUAUAAAGCUGACGAGGAGCGCACAGCACGGAGAAGCUCGACUAGAUUUCCAAGGGCUGCCAUCAAGGUACUGACCGAUUGGAUCGUGAACCACAGUCACCACCCUUACCCUACCGAGGAAGAGAAAGAGGACUUGGGAAAGAGAACUGGUUUGACCGACAACCAGGUCAACAACUGGCUGGCUAAUGCGCGCCGAAGGAAGAAGCACAAGCCAAAAAGGGGCAUAUCGCCCAGCAUCUCGUCUCCAAAUGCCGCAUCUACCCCGGCAAUCGAUAUACCUGCUAGCAAAACAUGGACGGAUCUUAACCCCAUGGAGAGAUGGAUGGAUUCCCCACCUGAAAACGAACCUGCGCCUUUGACGGCCAUUGCUCAGGCCAUUAGGCAGCACACCCCACCAAGGGACAGCUGCUCCUCUGGGUACAAUAGUCGAAACGCAUCCACUGGGAGUUCAGGUCAGCCGUCGUUGCGGGCUCCGUCAACGGCAAGCUUGGAGAUUGCUUCUGUCAACUCCGGGCUUUCGAGCCAGGACUCCUCGUUCGGAUCCGUUUGGUCCUCUAACUCUCGCAAUUCGGGCAACUCCUUCGGUUCUUUUGGUUCUCUCAAUUCAUUGGGCAGCGGUAUACGGAAAGACAGACGCCGCCGGCGUCGACCGGAGGUCAGAGCCAAGCGCCAAGCUGACGAUGCUCGUGUAUUCCAGUGCACGUUCUGCACCGACACUUUUAAAAACAAGUACGACUGGUCCCGUCAUGAGAAGUCUCUACACCUCAGCUUAGAGAAAUGGAUAUGCGCUCCCCUUGGGCCGGUUAUUACAUGUUCUGCAUCAGGCCAGAAGAAGUGCGUUUUCUGCGACGCCAUUGAUCCCUCCCAGGAACACUUAGAAGACCACAACUGGUCUACUUGCGAAGAAAAAGGGCCUGAAGGCAGAACUUUUUACAGGAAAGAUCACCUAAGGCAACAUAUGCGGCUUAUGCACAAUUGCAAGCUGACCCAGACGAUGGAGUCCUGGAAAUCGGAAACGACUUAUAUCAGGUCUCGAUGCGGAUUUUGCCGGCAAACAUUUGAUACUUGGCAAGAUCGUGUAGAUCAUCUUGCGAAAGAAUUCCGCAAUGGUGCCAACAUGAAGGACUGGAAGGGUUGUCGGGGUUUCGAUCCUCAGGUUGCUCUGCUCAUCACGAACGCUAUGCCGCCAUAUUUGAUAGCGGGUGAAGCGAAGACGCCGAACCCAUUCAAAGCGUCGGAACCUUCUUCUCUGGCGUGGCAUACCACUCACAGCCCUGCUCCAGAAACAACGCGUUACGACGUCGCUGCCGGUGCUGGGUUUUUCCAAGCUGAUGUAGUCGAAAGGCAUCCUCAAGGGGUGACUGACCAAGGAGACCCCAUCAAUCCUUUGCGGACCAGCCGCAGUCUCCCACCCCAAGGCGCUACCUGCUGGGAGGUUCUUACUGUUCGUCUCGGUAGAUAUGCGAAACAACAGGUCUCUCUUGGUAUUCACCCGAGCGAUGCGAUGCUACAGCGCGAAGCUCGCAGGAUUUUAUUUAAUGAGGACGACGGGUGGGAGCAAACAGCCGCGGACAAUCCCGAGUGGUUAAAGCUAUUCAAGAAAGCACACGGGCUCACAUACACACCGGCAGAUUUCGAUCAAGCGGACGCUUUGGAGGAUCUAGGUAUGCUGGGAGAUUUGAGAGAUCAUCCAAUGUGUGGCGAUGAUUGGUACAACACCCAAACAAGCAUCCCUGCGACGGAGUGCGCAGACACAAUGGGCGGCACUCUCACCUUGUCCGAAGCGAACAUGAUGUUAGGUGGGCCGGCAACAUGUUGGGCUAACAUGGCAGCAAUGACAGCAACAGCAACGGCAGGUGGAGGGCUGGGCUUUGUUAGCGGAACCCCGGAUUUUGAGGGUUUGGACAUGAGAGUUCAUGACCUGAAUGGCUUUCCAGGGAUAGGCUAUGGUGGGAACAGCGCACCAUGAUUUUACGCGCGGAUAUUUGGGAGGAGUUAUGACUUACUGUUAAUGAUUUAGAAAGCUAGAGGGGUCUGGGGGUUCUGGAGUUAUACUGGCGAUAACUUUUUUUGUUUGUUAAUCAUGGUGUUUGAACUUGAUGCCGUCCGGG